CGCCAGCGCAACAAGGCAGCAAACCGUCAGAGGUGUUUGGUGUUUCUAGAUAGAAGAGUGGUGUAUGGAGGAAACUGGUGUUGGUACGCGGACCGAAUGACUUUUAUGUGCUAAUUUAUAGAUUUAAGUGUUUUAUAUAAACUUAAAAACGAAUGCCGCAUCAAUUUAUUAUCUAAAUUUGUGAUAUCGUUGGAUCGUAUGAGGCGUAUCCUCUUAUAGCAUCAGUGAUUAGUUUUAACACCUAUCAAAUUAUUGGCGAAGCAAUCGCCGAUCGAGUCCCCGGAGAAUCGUCGAAAGCGGCGAAUAAUCAUUCUGCUUUAAAAAAUAAUACGAUCUAAUAAAAUGACGGAUACGAGCCAGGCGGAGCAACCGCCCCAAACCAACGGUAUUUCCGAUUUAGAAGACGACGAAAAAGCCAAAAUGCGACCGGUUGAUAUAGACGCAGACGUUAGAGAAAUGGAACGUAGAAAAAGGGUCGAAAUGAUCAUGAAUAGUAAAUUAUUCAGAGAGGAGCUCGAGAGGAUUUUAGAUUCGCAGUUAAAAGAUGGUUCUGGUCCAAGCGGUCUUUUGCAACAAAUCUCCGAUAUGGUAGGAGUGAAUAGACAAGGCGGUAACGUCUUUAAAAGCUCUAGUUGCGUGAUACCCGUCAAUGAUAUUAGAGGAAUCGAAGCUAUGGGAUACGCCAAAGGUGAAAAAAUACUCAGAUGUAAGCUGGCCUGUCUUUACAGGUUAAUAGACUUGUACGGGUGGUCCUACGGCUCAAGUACACUCAUCACAGCCAGAUUGAAUCAAGACGACGAACAAUUUUUGGUAAAUCCUUACGGUAUGUUGUUUCACGAAAUGACAGCUUCGAGUUUAAUCAAAGUUGAUAUGCAAGGAUCCGUAAUCGAACAAGGCACAACAAAUUUUUCCGUUAACAUAACGGCUUAUUCGCUACACGCUGCCGUACAUUCCGCCAGACCAGACAUCAAAUGCAUCAUCCACGUACAUACGCCUUCUGUCGUUGCUGUUUCUUCGCUCAAACAAGGACUCAUGCCGUUGAGUCAAGAAUCAGUCGUUAUCGGCGAAGUGAGUACACAUAUGUACCUGGGCGGUAUACUUGAUCCGGAAGAAAAAGACAAAUUAGCUAGAAACUUAGGACCGAUCAAUAAAGUGUUGUUGUUGACUAACCAAGGGGCGUUAUGUUGCGGAGAAACGAUCGAGGAAGCCUUCUUCAAUGCCAGAAAUACCGUACUGGCGUCGGAAUCGCAGCUCAAAUUACUUCCAAUCGGUAUUGAUAAUUUGAUAUUGAUAAAUGACGAAGUUAGAAAAAAAAUUUACGAUUCGGCGCACAAAGCACCAGAAAGCACACCGAGACCCGAUCAACCUUCCAUUCUCGAAGGAAAAGUUGAAAGAAAAUGGCGAGUAGGGGGCGUCGAAUUCGAAGCGCUUAUGAGAAUGUUGGACAACGCCGGUUUCAGGACCGGUUACAUUUACAGGCAUCCGUUGGUUAAAGGGGAACCGCCGAAACCAAAAAACGACGUCGAAGUACCUCCGGCAGUUUCCUCCCUCGGAUAUUUAUUGGAAGAAGAAGAACUAUACAGACAAGGACUUUGGAGAAAACUGGAAGGCGGUAGAAAAGGACACGAUCGCAGUAGAUGGUUGAAUUCGCCCAACACGUAUCAGAAGGUUGAAAUUUUGGAAACCGGCACGCCGGAUCCCAAGAAAAUCACAAAGUGGGUAGCUGAAGUAUCCCCAAGCCAUUCGAGCACGCCAGUUAAAAUCGAUUCUGCCCUUCAAUUCGUUCCAAAAGGCACUAAUCCAAAGGAAUUCAAACAAAAACAACAACAGAUAAAAGACUAUAGACGAGCUGACAAAAUAUCCGCCGGUCCCCAAUCGCACAUAUUGGAAGGAGUGACAUGGGAAGAAGCGAAGAAAAUGCAAGACGCUACGGUGACCCAAACCGGCGAUCACGUAGUACUUAUGGGAGCCGCUUCCAAAGGUAUCAUUCAAAGGGGUCAUCAACAUAACGCCAUGGUAUACAAAUCACCUUAUGCCAAAAAUCCUUUCGAUAGCGUCACCGACGAAGAACUCAACGAAUACAGGAAGGUGGUAGAGAAAAAAGCUAAAGGAGAAUAUGAUACCGAUUACAGUGAGUCCGAAGGCCUUUCCUCUGCCGCUUUGAAUAAAAGGAUGGAAGAUAUCCAAAUUAGAUCUCCUACAUCGGUGACUAGUGAAACGGAAGAAGAAAGUCGAGACGAGCCUCAAAUUUUGCGAAUAGAAACUAAAACCGUACCCAAACCUAGUCAACCUGAAGUUGUACUAAGCGAUGGGGUGAGUAAAGCAAAGAAGUGAAAUUUAGAUCCUCACUUACAAUAUUAUCGAUCGAACAGUCACGGGGGGUUCCCGAAAGGUUCUUAUAUGGAUCCGAAUCCGGUUCAUUAUCACAUCGUUAAAGAAAAACUCGUAGCGAUACGACGACGUCCUUUAAUCGUAUCGUUAACAUCCGACAAUAAUAAUAAUCGAAACGACAAUCAAGAAUCAUCGGUUACGAUCGAUUUGGGAAAUUCCAAUUCGAUUUCUUUGAAUAUGUCGUUGGAUACUUUACGAGGAUUCAUAAUACCGUUCGCUUCCGCUCUAAAUCUACGUUGUGUUCCAAUUUACAACGAUCGAGGAUCGCAAACUUCCUAUUUAAGCGAAGUCAAUUUGUAUUCGAAUCGGUUCGUUACCGAACGCGAUGAAACGACGUCGUUCGAAAGGAAAAUAUUGGACAACAUGCAAAAACAGAUGUUGGACGAUAAAACCGAUAGCGAAUCAUCGGAAAAUAUCGUCGAAUUUAACGAAAACGAUCAACGCGAUAACGAAAGUUUGAUCGAAAUAACGCCGGAAGUAGUUAAUUUAGUAUCCGGUACGGAAAUCGAUGAUUUUAUGGAUAAAUUACAACAAAUGACGCAUAAUCAUUUGGAAUUAGCCGAAGACGUUCUAAACGGAGCUAAAGAUAUAUUGAAAAGGAUCUCGGAGGAUAAUUCGAUGAUUAUCAGUUUAGACGAAGGCAUCGAAGAUUGUACUAUAACAAACAAAACUUUCGAAGACGAUAUCAGUACUUUUACGGUUAAAGAUAUUAAUUUAAACGAAAACACCGAAGAAAUUAUCGAUAAUAUAACGGAUUUAGUGGUCGAAUAUUUGAUCGAACAAUGUUUCGAGGUAAAAGAACUUAUUUUAUUCCCCGAAUUGUUGCACGAUCCCAAAUUGGAUAAACUACUGGAUAAAAUGCUUACUACUUAUACGGAAUUUAGUAAAAACGAUCCGAACGAUACCGAUAAAAACGUUUUACGCGUCAACUUAUCGACUGGUAUAUUAAAAAAAUUGGAAAUCGACGAAAAAUUGAAUAAUUCCGACGAUUCUGCUACUUCUAAUACCGUAUCCGAUAAAAUUUUCACCGUAUCCGAAUUUUUGAACGAUAUUUUAGAUCGUUUUUUCGAUAAAUUGGAAAACUGUAGGGAAUUUACAACUUUUUCGAAACCUUUAAGCGAAAUUUUGCAUUCCACGCCGGAAAUUUCGCCGAAAAAAUUCCUCGACGACGAAGUUGUAGUGGAAGUUACUACUUUUAAAAAAAAAUCUCCUACUAAAUCGGGUUCCGAGGUAUUCUGGAUGACGGUAUCGCCGAAGGUGUCCGAUAAAAAGGAAACCGCUUCUCCGGAAGUUGUAUUGAACGUGGACGAUAUUCCUUUGAAACCACCGGAGGAUUUCGAAAGGAUUCUAUCGCCUAUUCCCGAAGAACCGAGAUCGAAUUUGUUCGGUAGUUGUUUGACCGAAGAGGAUUUAGAUUUCGAUGAUAGUUACGUUAAUAUCGAAGAAGAAGAAGUUACUACGGUUUUGAGUAACAAAGUUAAUUUUCAUCGGAGUCUAACUGUUAAUAGGAGCGCGUAUAUUAAAGCGAAAACCGUUUCGAUGAGGCGUAGUUCGGAAAAUAAGGAAAACGAAAGCGGGGAUUGGAUGGGAUACGAAGACGCCAGAUUUUAAUUCGAUUCCGUACAGUUUUAUUUUUCAGAAUUUUGUAUUGUUUUAGUUAUUUUUUUUUUAAUAAAUUUAAGAUACAAAAAAAA
Messenger RNA from Diorhabda carinulata, 4085 nucleotides. RefSeq names its product protein hu-li tai shao (gene hts). NCBI's taxonomy places the organism in Eukaryota, Metazoa, Arthropoda, Insecta, Coleoptera, Chrysomelidae. The record is from RefSeq and is a predicted model, not a curated record. The transcript has 12 exons. Gene Ontology annotation, cellular component: cytoskeleton; postsynaptic density; plasma membrane. Gene Ontology annotation, molecular function: actin filament binding.